Eutrema salsugineum is the source of this 1319-nucleotide messenger RNA. RefSeq lists its product as uncharacterized. The record is from RefSeq and is a predicted model, not a curated record. NCBI's taxonomy places the organism in Eukaryota, Viridiplantae, Streptophyta, Magnoliopsida, Brassicales, Brassicaceae. Bases 108 to 1319 code for a protein of 403 amino acids. The transcript is spliced from 6 exons. Gene Ontology annotation, molecular function: kinase activity; ATP binding.
UAGGGCUCAAAAGCUAUUUUAGUACAGUACAGUACACGUGGAGAAAGUAGAUACAUUGUCUCGUAACAGAAAACAAACUUAAAGAGUUUCAUCAAUCUUAAUCUCAUAUGGCUUCUCUUGAUGAUCACCAAAUCAAUCCUUUGCAUAUGCUAAACAGACCAAUGUGUGUUCCAGAGUUAAACAGCAACAACAACACAACGACUUUCACUCAGAUUUUGGUAAUCUCAUCCAUUGGCUUCCUCUUAGCCGUUGCACUGCAUUACCGUCUCAGGAAGCUACGUCACUCCAAGAUCAUCCCUCGUAUCAGACACUCUCAAAAAAACAAAGGCCAUGAGAAGCUCGAGAGAUUCUCUCACUACGUCGUUCGGCAGAUGGGAUUCAAGGACAGGAGAGAAUGUCCACAUCUCUGCAAAUUAGCCAAUGAGUACAUUAGGAAAUCAGAUUGCUGCGAGCAAGACAUUUACAGCUUCUUCUCUGAUGAGCCUGAUGCUGAUUCUCUCUUCAUUAAGCUCGUUGAGGAGUUCGAGAGAUGUAUUCUCAGUUACUUCGCUUACCACUGGAGCCAUGCGGAUCUCAUGAUUAGUCAGAUACUCAGUGCCGAUGUUGAGCCCAAGAAGAAACUCAAGCAUAUUGUCAUGGCGGCUACGAGGGAACAGAGGUUUGAGAGGGUGACUAAAAAUCUGAAAGUAGCAAGGGUCUUCAACACAUUGGUAGAGGAAAUGAAAGCAAUGGGGAUCGCAUCUGUUGAUGACUCAGAAUGUACAGAAGUUAUGGCUCCAGUUGCACAUAAGGACCGAAGCCCGGUUUUACUCCUCAUGGGUGGUGGUAUGGGUGCAGGCAAGAGCACUGUACUAAAAGACAUUCUCAAAGAACCAUUUUGGGCAGGAGCAGAUGCUGUGGUAAUCGAAGCCGAUGCUUUCAAAGAAUCUGAUGUGAUAUACAGAGCUCUAAGCUCCAGAGGCCAUGUUGAUAUGAUCAAGACUGCUGAAUUCGUUCACCAAUCAUCAACAGAUGCAGCAUCAUCACUGCUCGUUACAGCUCUCAACGAAGGGAGAGACGUGAUAAUGGAUGGAACACUCUCUUGGGUACCGUUUGUGGUUCAGACCAUAACUAUGGCAAGGAAUGUGCAUCGCCAUCGUUACAGAAUGGGAGCUGGCUACAAGGUUGGUGAAAAUGGAGAUGUCAUAGAGAACUAUUGGGAACGCAUAGGCGAAAGACAACAGCUGCAAGAGGAUGGAAAAGAGAGAAAGCCAUACAGAAUAGAGUUAGUUGGAGUUGUGUGUGAUGCAUAUUUAGCAGUGAUUCGAGGCAUUAGGUGA